GCCCAUGGGAGUACAAAAUCUAAAAAAAAAAAGCGCGCUUUUGGUGGAUGUAGAUGUGAUGCGGACGGAUGACCCCUCUCCUCUCCUUUCCUCCUCCCUCCCUCUAUCUCACGCACACACACACACAUUCGUUUUCUCGCUUAUCCCACUUCUCAGAAGCAAUCGCUUACUACAUCAUUCAUCCACCUCUUUGCCUCUUCACAUCCUCAUUCGCGAUGAAUUCCGUCAAGGGCAGCAUGAAGAUGAACAGUCCGCUUCCAAAGGACCUUGCUGGAGAGUGCAAAAGGGCCUCAAAGAUCCUCAACGCUUUUGUAGACCCGAUCGCCGCCAAGGGUGUGGACAACAUUAUUCCGCCAGAUAUCCUCUCAAAAGCUCAGGGACUCGCUAUUUUUACAGUCGUCAAGGCUGGAUUCCUCUUUUCCGGUCGCGCAGGCUCCGGUAUUGUCGUCGCACGUCUCGAGGAUGGCUCUUGGUCAGCACCGUCUGCUAUCGGAACUGGAGGCAUGGGCUUUGGAGGACAGAUUGGUGCCGAAAUCACAGAUUUUGUCGUCGUCCUCAACAAUAAGACGGCUGUCAAGUCUUUUGCCACAGGAGGCAACGUUACCCUUGGAGGAAACCUGUCAGUUGCUGCCGGACCGAUUGGAAGAACCGCAGAGGCUGGAGCAUCCGCAAGUGUGAAUAGCGUCGCCGCCAUCUACUCCUACAGCAAAUCCAAAGGUCUCUUUGCCGGCGUUUCAAUUGAAGGAUCGGUCAUUGUCGAGAGAAAGGAUGCGAACGAAGCAUUUUACCGCCAAAAGGUCACAGCAGCCGAGCUCCUCUCAGGCGCUAUCACCCCCCCACCACAGGCCGAUAUCCUCUACAGAGCACUUAACUCAAAGGCGUCGAGCAGCAACCAUAGCAUCCACCGCGCAGAUACAAACAGCAGCUACGCAUCAUCAUCACCAGCCAUGCGCAGUGUCUCCUCAGGGGCUGGUCGUUACAGUGGUGGAUACGGUCGCUCGAGUCAUGAUGAACAGGCCCGCGAGAAUGAACCCGGUCAGCUCCCUCGUUACAGUCCUUCAGUAGUUUCACCGGCAGCUGGACGCAAGUCCUUCGGAGCAGCACCAGGACGUAUCUCGACCGAUAACAGCUCACAUCCUGCAGCCAUUAACCAUACCAACGCCAAUCUGACAGGCCCACGCGUGCCGCCCAGGAUCGGUGUCAAGCCCGAGAUCGUGACGGCACUGUACGACUUUGUGGGCGAGCAGGCUACAGAUCUGUCGUUCAAGAAGGGCGAUGUUAUCACAGUUACCAAGAAGACAGAGAGCCGAAACGACUGGUGGACAGGCAAGCUCAAUGGUCGUGAAGGCUCAUUCCCUGCCAACUACACCCAAUAAGGCUGCUUCACUGAGCCAUUCGAGCAUACAUAGCCUAGAGACAACUACUCCUCUGUCAAUCUUCUUCCCUGCCCACCAUCUAUAUGACUAUCCAUAAAAAGUAAGAAAAAGAAAUAGCAGUUUACAGACGUUGCCGAGACACAAACAGAUGCAUAGAUAAACUGACUUUUUUUUUUUUGUUUUUAUUCGUGAGGAUUUCCCAUCGCGUUGGUUUUCUUUUUUUUUUUUUCUUUCUUUUUUUUCUCUUUCUUUCUUUCUCUUUUUUUUU
Gamsiella multidivaricata is the source of this 1644-nucleotide messenger RNA. RefSeq lists its product as uncharacterized. The coding region runs from base 69 to 1376 and encodes 435 amino acids. NCBI's taxonomy places the organism in Eukaryota, Fungi, Mortierellomycota, Mortierellomycetes, Mortierellales, Mortierellaceae. Gene Ontology annotation, molecular function: actin filament binding; phosphatidylinositol binding. The transcript has 4 exons. The record is from RefSeq and is a predicted model, not a curated record. Gene Ontology annotation, cellular component: actin cortical patch. Gene Ontology annotation, biological process: actin cortical patch localization; actin filament bundle assembly.